CAAUUUGCAUUGACAUUUUGAAUGUAGUAGCUCGCCGUUCGUUACUACAUCAGUACAACGCUCAGCAAAAAUAUUGCGAUUCGUGCCACUUGUCUAGUUAAAUGUUUUGUUUAAAUUUUAGAGAUUUUAAUAGAUAUCACUUUUAUAUGAAAUUCACGGUUAUUGAUGCACCAGCUAACUGAAAAUUGUUUAAUCAUUUAAUAUUGUUUAAAUUUUCAUUUGCGCAAUGAAGAUAGUAUGGAUAAUUCCAUUAUUACUGAUACAGAGUUACCGUACAAUUGGUUCCCAUUUACAAGAAGAAUACAAUCAAUACUCAUUUUACCAGAAGAGACCUUUAAGUCCUCGACCAUUGGAUGCAAUGGCAGAUUUAACCAACGACCUUGGAGUUUGUGUCUUGCGGGUAAUAGCUGCUGGUGGUGCCAUAGGAAAUAUUGCGUUUUCUCCAUUUGGUUUAAUGGCAGUAUCAGUUCUUCUUUAUGAGGGAUCUAGUGGAUAUUCUGCAUUACAAAUAAAACAAUCUCUUAAUUUGCCUUGGGAAAUCCUUGCUGUCAGAAUUGGAGUUCGGGAUUUAAAUCGUUACCUUAAAACAUAUUUUAAAAGUGAUGGCUUUUUAAACGGCUUAACAAUGAGCAGGGAGGAAGUAUGUCUCAGGCCACAGUUCAAACGAGUACUAAGACUAUAUGGUUUUGAUGAUCCUAAUAGUUUCUUGGUCGAUUCUUGUCCUGAAAACCCGUCAACAACGAUGCAACCUAUAUCUGUCACUACACAUGGUACUGUAGUUACAGAAAUGACUCCAACUAGUCAAACCAUUAAAAUUGCAUUAAAUACCACAACUGGAUCAGCUAGUAACACGUCAACGGUAGCAACCAAAACUCCCGCAAAAGUAACUUACCUAGGCGAUGCAAGUUUCACUAUAUCUAAUAUCGAUACCAACACUAAUUUACCGAUGAAUUCCCAAACAGUCACGAUGGUUGUUGAUAUUGAAACACAACCAUAUAUAAGGCCAAUCGAAUCGACAACUAAUCAAGUGGAGAGUACAGUUUUAACCGAUAAACAAGAACCCAAAUCGACUUAUGAAAUUAAUGUGACAGAUACAAAACCAAACGAAUCAACAGCGACUGAAAAACUUGUUAUGAGUACAACACCAAUCAUUUCAGAUGAUACCAUGAUGCAAGCAGCAGCCACGGUGACACAAUUUAAUGUGGAUUACACUAGUAAUACAAAGGAUUCACAAAUGGAUAAAGUUAUUGAUACAAUAUACAAUAAUAGUGAAUCUCGUACUAGUCCUACGGACAUUUUUACUACGCGGUCAUACGAGAGCACAACUGAUACACCCAAUACUUCAAAUGUAGACGAUUUAAAUGCAAAAGAUGAUACUGUUUUAUUAAAUAAUUACGUUGCAACCGUAAAAAUAAAUUCUGAUAGUACUAUUGCAUAUACAGAAAGUACGAUGAAAACCACCAUUGAAAAUGAACUGAAAGAUUCAAACACAAUGAACGAUAGAAAUAUUCAAAAAGAAAACUCGACGGAGUCCAUGAUGUCAACAACCAAUGAAAUAGAGACAGAAAAAUAUGAAAUAACUGAAAGUAUUUCAACAAUUACUGAUCAAAUAAUGCCAUUAACGAAAUCUGAAUUGAAUAAUGACAUACCAACUGAUUAUGAUAAAAAUCGAAUACCUUCAACGGCUGCAACAGAAAGUCCAUUCACGACUAUGAGCUCAAACAACACGAUUGAAAACGAAAUUAUAAAAGAAGCGGAAUCUAAUCAACACUAUCAUAUAGCAUCUUUAGAAAAGAAAAGUGCAAGAUAUUUAGAAUCAAAUGAUGAUUUGCCUACUUUCAACGUUGAAUUCUCUAUAAGAAAAGAAGAUCUUCAAACCAACUGUAAUCAGACGAGGAAAAUAACUAUUAUCAAGCCUGAUAGAAUUUUAACCGAGUAUCCAAAACAUUCUGGUAUUUCAAUUAGGCUUAGAGAACCAAAGAAACGUAGAAGAAGACAUUUGGAACAGUAUCAAGGACGCAACGAACAUUACAAUCAAUGGUUCAAUAAAUACAAGACAUAUCCAUAUCCAUCUGGUUGGAUGGACAGGUCAUCAAAUCCAUUCGAGUCUACUAAUUUGUUCAAUUCUGGCUACCAACGUAUCCCAUUUUUCACAUAUACAGCUGUAUUGCCGUUUGCAUUUAUUUUCGAGUUAAAGUCACAAGUUAUCGAAAUUCCCUUAGACGACCCAAAGUAUACCCUGAUGAUAUUGAUGCCAAAUCAUCCAGAUGGUCUAUCGGAGCUGCUACUUCUGUUACCAUCGAUAUCUUUACGCAACAUACACAAUUCUCUGAGACCAACUGCCAUUCACGCAACCAUACCGACAUUUAAAUACACAGCCAAAGUAGAUUUAACUUCAGCUUUACAACAGGUCGGUAUCCGAGACGUGUUCUACAGGUAUAGAGCGGACCUUUCGUUCAUGUCACCAGAUGCAAGGCUUUUCGUCAACUCGGUGCAACAAGUUGUGUCCGUAACGGUCCAAAAGUAUAACACGCCACCGGGUAUGUUUGUAAAGGUUUAUGAAAUACAACGAAUGUAUGUGAAACAGGAAUUUGUAGUGUCAAGACCAUUUGCUUACUUUGUGAUGGACAUACAUACUAAAGUCAGUCUUAUCGCUGGAGUUAUGACUGAUCCAUUAGCAUCACCCAUUUGGAACUGAUAAUUGGAAAUUAUGUAAAACAGAUACAUAGUUUUAGAUUGAUUACAUAAUUUUUUUUUAACUGAACUGUAUAGAAAAAAAUAAAACAUGUAAAAACUAGUUGUCAAAAAA
Messenger RNA from Sipha flava (yellow sugarcane aphid), 2809 nucleotides. RefSeq lists its product as uncharacterized. The transcript has 8 exons. Gene Ontology annotation, molecular function: serine-type endopeptidase inhibitor activity. Lineage: Eukaryota; Metazoa; Arthropoda; Insecta; Hemiptera; Aphididae. The record is from RefSeq and is a predicted model, not a curated record. The coding region runs from base 227 to 2698 and encodes 823 amino acids.